AUGGGUAAUGUUCCGGCUAAAGAGAGUGGGAGUAGAGGUAAUUCAUAUUCUUCUAGUCCAACAACACAUUCGGAUCUACUAGCAGGAAGAUUGGGCCGAAGAGGAAUCAGCUCUAAUGUAUUUCCUACUUCAUUAGGAGAUUUGAAGAAAUCUAAGAAACAAGAGGAGAAGGACAAGCAGAGAGAUCAGCAUUACCUUAACCUUAUUGUUAACUAUACAGACAACGUUGAUGGAGGGUUUUUAGCUCCUUUUGGGGUGUACAAGUCUAAUCUAGACUACGAUACUGAAAUCGUAAGAGAGUUGAUUGUUAAUCGUCUGAUAGCUCCAUUUUAUACACCUUUGCAAGAUUUUGAUGAUUCAUGGACUGAUGAAGAGCUAAUCUUAUUGUUAGGGCAACAGCCUUUACAUUCGAUUGAGGCGGCGUUCUCGGAGGAAGAAGAGGAUGAUGUAGAUAACCAUAAGAUUCACAAAUCAAGCAACUAUUACAAGAGACAGGAGCAGAAGGCCAAGCUUAAAUCAUUGGUAUACAGAAUCAAAGAUUUGCAGAAGGAAGAGGAAUCUAAAUUUUUAGAGCAAAAACAGAAACUAAAGAACGGCGAUACUGAUGCUUCUCCUGAUUUGCCAUCAAAAGACUUAUUAUUGCGGCUUUAUAGAAAUGCAUCAGAAUGCCCUAUUUGCUUUUUAUACUAUCCCCCGAACUUCAACAUUUCUCGUUGCUGCGUUCAACCUAUUUGCACCGAAUGCUUUGUUCAAAUUAAAAGACUUGAUCCCCAUCCUCCACAUGACGAUUCUUCUAAUGAACCAGGUUCAGACGAACUACCACAUUCUUUAAUAUCAGAAGCGGCUAAUUGUCCAUAUUGCGCUCUGCCGAACUUUGGAGUCACUUACGAUCACCCCAAGGACUUGAAUACUGGGGUAAAUGGCAUCAAGCCAUCGAGAUAUUCUGCACCAUUCAAAAGCAUACCAGAAGGCUCCGCAUUAUCUUCUUCUCCUGAAAGCGACAGUGGUGCACCACAUGUUACUGCUAAGCUUCCCAGGAGAACUUCGAUAGCUGCCGAUGGUCCUGGGGUUAUUACGACUGACAUGAUCAGACCUGACUGGGAAAUAAAAUUGAAUUCUGCAAGAAGCAAACUCGCUAGAAAGGCGGCCACAGCAAGUGCUAUACACGCUUCCAACUUAAUCAUGGAUGACGAUGAGUGCAAUGAUGCAUCCAGAAGGAGAAGCACGCAUAAUAAUUCUAGCAGAAGAAGACACACGCAUAGCUCUAGCUCCCGUAUUAAUCCUAUGGAGGAAAGGAUGAUUGAAGAGGCUUUGAGGUUAUCUCUUGUUGAUGAAGAAGAAAGAAAGAAGAAAGUCGAACUUGAAGAAAGAAGGAAGAAACUGCCCUCUACUUGA
This is a messenger RNA of Priceomyces carsonii, 1395 nucleotides long. RefSeq names its product Sip5p (gene SIP5). Gene Ontology annotation, cellular component: cytoplasm. Bases 1 to 1395 code for a protein of 464 amino acids. The record is from RefSeq and is a predicted model, not a curated record. The transcript has a single exon. Lineage: Eukaryota; Fungi; Ascomycota; Pichiomycetes; Serinales; Debaryomycetaceae.